This is a messenger RNA of Helicoverpa zea (corn earworm), 1117 nucleotides long. Its product is annotated as protein FAM200A-like. The transcript is spliced from 2 exons. The record is from RefSeq and is a predicted model, not a curated record. Lineage: Eukaryota; Metazoa; Arthropoda; Insecta; Lepidoptera; Noctuidae. Bases 337 to 816 code for a protein of 159 amino acids.
CGACGGUUUUUAGUCAGUAAGAGUCUGACACUCCCUCUCCGCUGCUAACCCACAGCGGAAGGGGUCAUUUGAUGAUUUUUGACGUCGUUAAAAAAAAAAAAAAAAUACAUAAUAUGGGACGCAACUCGUAAAGACCACAAAAACAAAUAGUAGCUGAUGCACGGCGAACCAUUCAACAUAAUAUGGGAAAUAAUUUCACAAUUGAAGAUUUAAAAAAAAGCGAGAGUCACUUUAAUGAGCAUAUAUCGCCUUUACAGAAAAAAAAAAUAAGUGACUAGUCGAUCUGGAUCAUCAACAAAUGAUAUUUUUAAGCCUAAUUGGUUCGCUUAUGAGUUAAUGGAUAGCUUUCUGUCUCCGAAGUAUGAUAAAUCGGAUACAGUAACUAUUAACACAGAGGCAUCCAGUGUCAACGAGUCAGCAUUAUUAGCUAGCUACAAAGUCGCAUAUCGAGUUGCUAAAGCAGGGAAACCACACACAAUUACCGAAAAUCUUAUUUUGCCAGCAGCACUUGAUAUGGUUGACAUUACGGUCAGUAAGCAGGAAGCAAACAAAUUAAAAAACAUACCACUUUCUGACAAUACUAUUACACGAAGAAUAAACGAUAUGGCCAAGGAUAUUCAAGAACAAGUAGUUGAAAAAUUAAAGAACAGCCAACAUUUUGCUUUGCAGUUUGAUGAAUCUACAGAUGUUUCCGACUGUGCACAGUUUGUCGUAUUUGUGCGCUUUGCGGCAGAUGAUAGUAUCACGGAAGAAAUCUUAUUAUGCAAAGCACUUCCUGCCAACACUACUGGCCAGUGUUUGUACGAUAUGUUUUAGAAAGCACUGGCGACUACGAUAUUGAUUGGAAAAAAUGUAUCGCUAUUUGUAGCGAUGGCGCUAAAGCUAUGACUGGCAAAAAUAGCGCACUCAUUGCAAAAUUAAAAACGAUAAUGCCAAACAUAUCCUGGACACACUGUUUUCUUCAUCGACAGGCUCUAGCUGCUAAGGUAGUACCUUCUGAUUUAAAUGACGUGCUCAAGGAGGCUAUAAAAAUUGUGAAUUCUAUUAACGUUUCAAAAAUAGCACCACAAUUUGAUAAACUUUUGGAAAAUAAACAAGCACAUCCUUCUCACUAAAA